AAACCAAACGUAGUCGUUUUCAGAGGGGGAAAAUUGGGAGAGCGUGCGAGAGAAAGAAACGACAGUAGCGGGUGGUAUAAAAGAGUGGCUACAUUUCUUGAAGAAAAGGACAUGAGUGAGAAAACGUCACAGCCAGCGAUGUCGGAGGAAGAUUUGGAUUUCGAGAAGAAGGUUUCGAUAAAGGAGACGAUGGAGGUUGAUCCAUCCAAAGUCCUUGUAGUCCUUCGCGAUUUCCUCGCAAUUCAGCAACGCAGGGCCGAAGCAUAUUCCAAGCUCAAAAGGGGGUUUUCUGACUACAUGGCUAAUGGAGGGGAUUUGGCUUAUCAGCAGCUUUGCGGUGAAAUAACAGUAGAGUUUAGUGAUUGCUCGAAAAAAGUCCUUGAAAUGGAGGCAUUGUUUAGGAGCUCUGAUUAUUGCCGGGAAGAUCUAGCAAAGCUUCUUAGAGCUGUUCAAGAUCAAGAAAAGCAGAAUCUGUUUCUGACUGUCACCAUUCAGAAGUUAAAGAAAGCAGGUCGCCCAUCUGAACGUUUGGUGAGCCAUGAGAAUUGCAAAUUUACAAAACCAACGGAGCAUGAGUGUGUUCAUGUUCAGGAGAUUACUGAAGCUUCUGGAACUGAAGAAGCAGAAGCAGAUGCUGAGUAUGACAAUGCUCUAAAUGAAGCUAUUAGAGGUGUUCAGGAUGUUGUGAUGACCAUCAAUGAACACCUAGAAGAAGUCAGAUAUGAAAUUGCUGCCCUUGAAGCGGAGUGAUUCUUUUCGUCGACGUUUACUUAAAUAAUAGUGACUAACUAUGAUUCACAUUCAUUUGCUCAUUUGCGGGUGAAUGGAUAGGUCCAGACGAAAAUAUCUCUGCAAUCCGUGAAAUGUAUAUAGACACCUGAAAAGAAAUGCAGUUCAUGAAUAUUGUCGGUCGCCAA
This is a messenger RNA of Vigna angularis (adzuki bean), 917 nucleotides long. RefSeq lists its product as uncharacterized. The coding region runs from base 112 to 750 and encodes 212 amino acids. The transcript has 4 exons. The record is from RefSeq and is a predicted model, not a curated record. Lineage: Eukaryota; Viridiplantae; Streptophyta; Magnoliopsida; Fabales; Fabaceae.